Messenger RNA from Aspergillus brunneoviolaceus CBS 621.78, 454 nucleotides. RefSeq lists its product as uncharacterized. The transcript has a single exon. Lineage: Eukaryota; Fungi; Ascomycota; Eurotiomycetes; Eurotiales; Aspergillaceae. The coding region runs from base 41 to 289 and encodes 82 amino acids. The record is from RefSeq and is a predicted model, not a curated record.
CUUCCAGGAACGUGUAGCCUUCUAGACUUGCUUGCUUCAUAUGCUCAUGACUGAGAUCUCUGCUCGGCGAGGUUGUUUCCUGCGGUCGACGCAGGGGCGCUUGGUUUGUGGUGGUGUAGAGGCGCGGUUCGUUGGUUCGGUGGAUCUGCGAUUCGGAUAUCGCGAGGGAAAUCAGUCUGCAGAAGCGUGUAGCUUGGGCUCCCACCUUCUCUUUCUCUUUUCAAUCAAGUCUGCUUCACAUUCGAUUGGAUGGGUUCUUGCGGUCGGCGCAAUGUUGUUCAGUGUGUGACGUUUGUGGGAGUGGCUUGUUCGUUUCGGCAGAUUUGCGAUCUGGACCUCGCGAGGUGUUUUGACACUGUGGCCACGUACAAGUUAGCUCUCUCGAUGCGUAUCAAAGCUGGCAAUGCUUAUCAACUUUCAGGUGCUGAAUUCAUUAUAGCUAGCAUCAGAGUAG